Molecule: messenger RNA, 655 nt
Organism: Priapulus caudatus
Lineage: Eukaryota; Metazoa; Priapulida; Priapulimorpha; Priapulimorphida; Priapulidae
Exons: 4
Coding region: 1-465 (154 amino acids)
Source: RefSeq, a predicted model, not a curated record
AUGAACAAGCCUCGCCAUGUCAGGCAAAAGGAGGGCUGCUUACGACAGAAUGCCAGCACGGGGGCUACUGGAAUCCCAACAACUGUGACGUAUGCAUCUGUCCUGCUGGUCUGGCAGGCGAUCGCUGUGAAACCGUUGCACCAUCAGAAGGCACGACAGAAGGCGGAAUUUUGGACAUUAGCUGCGGGGACGGUGUGCAGUCUUUUGUUGGAAAAUUAUCGGCUGAUACAAACAAGCAAGAAGCAUAUUGGCUCCUGCGGUCCAAUUCCUGACGAAUAUGUCUAUUGCCAACCAAAAAAGAAGGUUGUUGCUGCGUGCAUUGAUGAGGAAGACGGACCAGCUUACUGUUGUGACGAUUGGCGUAUUCGUAAAGUCAUCUUCAAAAAAGCCAUGUGUAUGUUGACUAUGUUCCAUAAGUGUAGUUUUAGAAGUGCACUACGAAAACUGUAUCGUAGCCCGAAAUGAGGUAUUCCGCGUAAAUUAAGUAGUGUUGACGUUUUAAAAACUUGCACAGACAGGCAUAUAGCCAGAGACACACGCAUGUGCAUUCACGCUCACGUGUAUGGCAGGCGAGGUGGGACACAAAUGUUAUUCAGUGACAGUCACUUAUUCGAAUUAAUGUCUAUCAUAUAUUCCAUUUAGUGACAGUCAUUAA